This is a messenger RNA of Rasamsonia emersonii CBS 393.64, 3666 nucleotides long. RefSeq names its product DNA mismatch repair protein Msh6. Lineage: Eukaryota; Fungi; Ascomycota; Eurotiomycetes; Eurotiales; Trichocomaceae. The record is from RefSeq and is a predicted model, not a curated record. Gene Ontology annotation, cellular component: MutSalpha complex; nucleus. The coding region runs from base 1 to 3666 and encodes 1221 amino acids. The transcript is spliced from 4 exons. Gene Ontology annotation, biological process: mismatch repair. Gene Ontology annotation, molecular function: ATP-dependent DNA damage sensor activity; ATP binding; mismatched DNA binding.
AUGGCCAGAGGAUCCGGCGCCGCAUCCUCGCCGGCCACUGCCACCACUCCGGCCUCGAAACCUCUGAAGCGCUCGACCGCCAGCACGCAGAAUAUGAAGAAUCAGACGUCCAUCCUGGGCUUCUUCCAGAAGUCCUCGCCGUCCACCCCGUCAGGGACGCGCAAUGCAACAGAGCCGGCUUCCUCGCCCGCACAGCGUGCUUCCGAACAGCGGGCGUCGUCCAAGAACGCCGAAAAAGUCUCCCAGAAUUUGACUCCGGCGCCGAGCAGUGAUGUGGUUGAACCAGAGGAUGAGGAGAAAAAGGAAAGUACUGAGAUUGCGGAUAAUAACGGUGUGCUUUCUCCCGCAACGUCCACUAACGGGACUGUCACUUUGCAGACCGAUGCCGAACAAAAGGAAAACGUCUCUGUCACCCCAUCACGAAGAGCCAAAAAGCCCGUGAACUACAUGGAGUCCGACAGCGAGGGCGAAGAUGACGAUGAGGAGAUCUUUCGCCCGACCCGCCGCAACAGAGCCACGAAGCGACGGAAAACAUCUGCGGAUAGUGAGGACGAAUUCCAGGCGGAUGAAGGGGAUGGCCAGGACUCGGACGAUGAUAUGGACAAUUUCAUUGUUCCCGACGAUUCGGAGGAGGAAGAGUCCCGACCAUCGAAGAAACGAAAGAGGGCCGCGAAAGGAGCGUCACGCAAACCUUCAGAUGAUCCCCAGCCGCCUUUGGAUGAUGAAGACCUCGAUCUAGAUAUUCCGGAGGCAUCGUCCGGUACCGCCCAGAAAUGGACAUACGAUCCAAACAAUCUAGAACCGCGAAAGGAGCGCAAGGCCAAUCCAGCCUCCAGUGGCUCCUCUGAGAACCGGAAGGAGAAACCCCAUGAGAGCGAGUCCGAGCAGCGGUACCCUUGGCUGGUCAACAUAAUGGACAAGGACAGGCACCCUCCUGAUCACCCCGACUAUGACCCGCGCACCCUCUACAUUCCGCCUUUGGCCUGGGCCAAGUUCUCUCCUUUCGAGAAGCAGUACUGGGAAAUUAAGCAGAAUUUCUGGGACACCAUCGUGUUCUUCAAGAAAGGAAAAUUCUACGAACUAUAUGAGAAUGAUGCCACCAUUGGUCAUCAGUUGUUUGACUUGAAGCUUACUGACCGGGUCAAUAUGCGUAUGGUGGGCGUACCGGAAAUGAGUCUCGACUACUGGGCGAGUCAGUUCGUCGCCAAAGGUUACAAGAUUGCCCGUGUUGACCAGUCCGAGUCGGCUCUGGGGAAGGAGAUGCGGGAGAGAGAUGACAAGAAGGGCGGCAAGAACGUCAAAGAAGAGAAGGUCAUCAAGCGAGAGUUGUCUUGUGUCCUCACCGCAGGGACUCUGGUUGACGGCUCGAUGCUCCAAGAUGACAUGUCCACGUAUUGUGUUGCGAUCAAAGAAGUCAUUGUUGACGGUUCACCGGCUUUUGGUAUCGCGUUUGUCGACACGGCUACCGGCCAAUUCUACCUGUCCGAGUUCGUUGACGACGCUGACAUGACCAAGUUCGAGACAUUCGUUGCUCAGACCCGGCCGCAGGAACUGCUCUUGGAGAAGUCGGCGGUUUCCCAAAAAGCCAUGCGCAUUCUCAAGAACAAUACUGGGCCGACCACGGUCUGGAAUCACCUCAAGCCGGGCAAGGAGUUCUGGGAAGCAGACAUCACACUGAGAGAGCUCGAUGCCAGCGAUUAUUUUGUCUCUGCAGACGGUGAUAACACGGAAACCUGGCCACAAGUGCUUCGGGAAGCCAGGAACAAGGAGUAUGUCAUGUCAGCUUUCGGGGCGCUGGUGCAGUAUCUCCGGGUCCUCAAACUGGACCGUGAUCUCAUCACGAUUGGCAACUUCACCUGGUAUGAUCCGAUCAGGAAGGCCACCAGCCUCGUGUUGGACGGCCAGACCCUGAUCAACCUCGAAAUUUUCGCCAACUCGUUCGAUGGUGGUUCCGAAGGCACGCUGUUCCAGCUUCUCAACCGUUGUAUCACACCGUUCGGAAAGCGGAUGUUCAAACAGUGGGUUUGCCAUCCCUUGAUGGACAUUAAGAAGAUAAAUGCCAGGCUGGACGCUGUCGAUGCUCUGAAUGCGGACAUCGCUGUCCGUGACCAGUUCGCUUCGCAGUUGACCAAGAUGCCGGAUCUUGAGCGGCUGAUCUCUCGAAUCCACGCCGGCAGCUGUAAGGCGCAGGACUUUGUGCGCGUGCUCGAGGGCUUCGAGCAGAUCGACUACACGAUGGGCCUGCUUAAGGAUCUCGGUUCCGGCGAGGGUGUCAUCGGGAAUCUCGUCUCUUCCAUGCCGGAUCUGAAAUCGCCGCUUGAGUACUGGAAGACCGCUUUUGACCGAACAAAGGCAAAGGAGAAUGGCAUCCUUGUUCCGGAGCCAGGCAUUGAGGAAGAUUUCGAUGCCUCGCAGGAGCGUAUUGAGGAGAUUCAUCGUGAAUUGGACAAUCUCUUGAAGAAAGUCCGACGGGAUCUCGGCUCCAAUGCCAUCUGCUACCGAGACAAUGGGAAGGAGAUCUACCAACUAGAGGUGCCGAUCAAGAUCAAGAACAUCCCCAAGAACUGGGACCAGAUGUCUGCGACGAAGCAGGCCAAACGCUAUUAUUUCCCCGAGCUGAGAACCCUCAUUCGCCAGCUUCAGGAGGCUCAGGAAAGACACAGUCAGAUCGUGAAGGAGGUCGCGGGACGAUUCUACGCUCGAUUUGACAAGGAUUACGAUACGUGGCUGGCGUCUGUCAAGAUCGUCGCACAGCUGGACUGUCUGAUCAGUCUGGCCAAAGCUUCGUCGUCACUUGGGCAGCCCAGCUGCCGGCCUGUUUUCGUCGACGAUGAACGGAGCGUCCUCGAGUUCGAGGAGCUGCGCCAUCCCUGCAUGCUUCAGCAUGUGGCGGACUUUAUCCCGAACGACGUGAAACUAGGUGGUGAGAACGCGAGCAUCAAUCUGUUGACCGGUGCCAACGCGGCCGGAAAAUCGACUAUUCUUCGAAUGACUUGUAUUGCUGUUAUCAUGGCUCAGAUUGGCUGCUAUCUCCCUUGCCAGUAUGCUCGGCUCACUCCGGUUGACCGGAUCAUGUCUCGUCUGGGAGCGAAUGACAACAUCUUCGCCGCGCAGUCGACUUUCUUUGUCGAGCUGUCGGAGACGAAGAAGAUCCUAUCGGAGGCGACGCCGCGUUCAUUGGUGAUUCUGGACGAGCUGGGUCGUGGUACGAGUUCGUACGACGGUGUGGCUGUCGCCCAGGCCGUGCUGCAUCACAUCGCAACCCACAUUGGGGCUUUGGGCUUCUUCGCGACGCACUAUCACUCUCUUGCAGCAGAGUUCGAAGGACAUCCGGAGAUCGCACCGAAGCGGAUGCGAAUUCAUGUCGAUGACGAGGAGCGACGCAUUACCUUCCUGUAUAAACUCGAAGACGGCGUGGCGGAGGGCAGCUUUGGCAUGCACUGCGCGUCCAUGUGCGGGAUCCCGAACAAGGUGGUCGAGAACGCCGAAGUGGCAGCGAAGCAGUGGGAGCACACGAGCCGGCUGACCGAGAGCCUGGAGCGUCGCAAGGGCGGCGGUCUUGUCGGUCUGGGCUGGUGGAGCGACGUCGCCUGGCUGCUGCGUGACGACGCGGAGGUAUCGGAGCGAGGAUUGGAGGUCCUUCGCAAAGCGAUCGAAGCGAUGUAG